Molecule: messenger RNA, 1145 nt
Organism: Laccaria bicolor S238N-H82
Lineage: Eukaryota; Fungi; Basidiomycota; Agaricomycetes; Agaricales; Hydnangiaceae
Exons: 7
Coding region: 54-992 (312 amino acids)
Source: RefSeq, a predicted model, not a curated record
AUCGCUUUCUCUCCUUUUCUCCUUCUCAACCCUCGUCCUCGUCGUCCUGGAAGAUGACCUCGACCACUCCACGACUACCAGCAGUUACUCUCGCUCUCCUUUUACUAGCAUGCACACCCACCUUCGCCGAGCUCGUCCUACCCACAUGGAUUCCAAUGUUGCGCCGCACAUCGUCCUCUUCGACACGGAAUGUCCCUGCAAUAGGCUUUGCCAAUCCAUUAUCUGCAGGAGGAAGCUUUCUAACUCAAGUAUCAGGCACAUAUCCGGAGGGCCAGGGAGAGCCCAUAAACAUCAUUAUAUCUGGAAACUCGGACCCAAACGUUCUAAUAGAUGCACAACUCAAUGGAGGAUUAAGGAAUUAUUUUACGUCAUUUGGCUUUUCCGGAGAGUGCCUGGGGCAACAUUCUGGCUCGGACCAAGGGGCAAAUCUAGGGGACGGGAAUGGUAGCAAGAACGAGACGGCAGUGAUGCGAUGGAAUUACGGCGACCCACAGCUGGGUACGUGCAAGGAGACCGUGCAAGGAGGGAACCAUUUUCGGUACUGGGUACAGGAUGGGCCUUCUGCGAACACAGGCGCGAUAUUUUUAGCCCUGUCAUAUGAGAUGCCCAUCGCCCAACAACACGACAUCGUUCCAAACGGAUAUAAUCUUGGAAGGGACUGGCUAAUAGGAAACAUAACACAAUCCGUAAUCCCCACCGCAAACCUGACAAAUGGAACCACAUAUUCAGGGUCAACGUCGUUCGCCAACUACACCUACCAAAGCGAUAUACAAUACUUGACUGGAUAUCUAGCUAACACAAACGACGCCGUAAACCAUAAUAUUACCGUCGGCGUCAACGGAUUCAACGCCACGGACGGCUUCCUGGCGCUAAUCAACGUGAAAAUAACCGCCACUCCACCGAAAACAUCUUCAAGUACAACCAUUACAAUCAACUCUCUCGCACUGAUACUCUCGUUGCUUGUUUUGCCCAUGACUUCGUUAGCACUAUGACCAGUCUCGAACCUGCCUUCUUUCGACAUUGCGCAAUGAACGGAUAUCCCUUUUCGUAGACAUACCCAUAGACUCUCGCUUUCAUCAUCAAAAUCGUAUGUAAUUUUUAGUGUAUAUAUAAUUUGGGGUACAACUGCUAUCUAUGUUGCUUAG